Molecule: messenger RNA, 348 nt
Organism: Hippopotamus amphibius kiboko
Lineage: Eukaryota; Metazoa; Chordata; Mammalia; Artiodactyla; Hippopotamidae
Product: 60S ribosomal protein L17-like
Exons: 1
Coding region: 1-348 (115 amino acids)
Biological process (GO): cytoplasmic translation
Cellular component (GO): ribosome; cytosolic large ribosomal subunit
Molecular function (GO): structural constituent of ribosome
Source: RefSeq, a predicted model, not a curated record
AUGCAAGUCGAGAGUUUCAAAUCUUCGUAUUCAUUUAAGAACACUUGUGAAACUGCCCAGGCCAUGAAGGGUAUGCAUAUCCAAAAAGCCACCAAGUAUCUGAAGGAUGUCACUUUACAGAAGCAAUGUGUGCCACUCCGCCAUUACAAUGGGGGAGUUGGUAGGUGUGCCCAGGCCAAACAGUGGGGUUGGACGCAGGGUCGGUGGCCCAAAAAGAGUGCUGAAUUUUUACUGCACGUGCUCAAAAAUGCAGAGAGUAAUGCUGAACUUAAGCCCUUAUGUGUAGAUUCUCUGGUCACAGAACACAUCCAGGUGAACAAAGCCCACAAGAUGCGACGAAGGACUUAG